AUGAAGAGCGAACUGGAAGACGAGCUCCAGCGCAAGAUCAAUGUCCUGAAUACCGAAGUGGAGGAGAUCAUACCGGAGUUCGUAAUAAUGGACAACAUGGACGACGCGAAUCGCGUACACGAGUACAUAGAGUUCCUGAAGCUGUUAGUGUCAAAAGUCCAAGAAGUGGACGACGAAAUCAGAACGAUAAAUCACGAGGAGAAGCUGUUCAAGUUCCCUGAGACGGCGUUCCCUCGGGUCGACGAGAUUAAAGAUGUCGUUCUACCUUUCUACAAUUUAAACAAGAUGAUCUUCUUGUGGAGGAGGCACAACAGCGUUUGGUUGGACGGUCCUUUCGAGUACAUCGACUCUUCCCAAGUCGAGAAGAUCACGCUUCACUACUUCGAGGAGUUCACGGAGCUCAACAAGACCAUGAAGACGAGGAUCAAGCUAGACAUGACGACUCCGAACAAGCCUUUCAAGUUCUCAGGGAUCAUUGACGAUCCCGAUCCCAUGCAGCAACCGGCGCCUCUGAAACUGUGCUUCCAAGUAAUUCAACAUGUGAAGGAUUUUAAGCAGUACAUCAGACUGGUCAACUGCAUGUGCAAUCCUGCCCUUGCGAAUCGCCACUGGCACGAGAUGUCCAUCAUCUACGGGGUUCAGAUGGUCCCUCCGGAUUAUAGUAAUUUUCUCAGAGUCUUGGAGGAAUUGUCAGCUUCAGAUGCCUUUCAAAUCCCCGAAACCUUCACCUUGAAGUUAAUUCAAAUUCUUGAAAUAUUGCAUAUUAAACAGUCGUUCAUGAUUGUUGGAGAAGCCCUCUCAGGAAAGACCAAAAUUCUCCGAAUUUUAUCGAAAUGUUUGUCCCUGUUGCAUUCAAGAGAUGAUAAUUUGGGGGUCGAAGUUGUCAUUGAAACGAUCAACCACAAAUCCCUGAGAUUGGAAGAUUUAUUUGGCUACAAUGAAAUGAUGAAUAGUAACAAACGAUGGGUGGACGGAAUUUGCACUUCAAUUCUGAGGAAGUUCUCCGAGAAUAAGAUCGAAGCCAACGGAUUCUACUCGAGGAAAUGCCUGAUCUUCGAUGGCCCAAUCAACUCAUCCUGGACGGACAACUUAUCCACAAUUUUGGACGAUCGUAAAACAUUAUUUCUGGACUCCGGAGAAGGAAUCAACAUUCCAGAAGCAACUUCAAUAGUUUUUGAGACAGAAGACCUGAAAAACGCGACUCCAGCCAUGAUCUCCAGGUGUGGAAUAAUCCACAUGGAUAGUGAUACGGUUGGCUGGAGAUCGCACGUGAGAUCUUGGGUAAUAGACCAAGAUUUCUAUAUCCAACCGAAGAACCACAAGUUCAUGAUCAAUUUCUUAAAUUGGGCGUUGGGAAGCGCCCUCGACUUCCUGCAAGAUCUUGCCGAUUCUUUCAUAAAGGUCAGUGAAAUCUUUUUGGUGAUUUCCGUCCUGAAAUUGGUGAAGAUGUACUUGCUGAAUGCCCUGGAAGUUAACAAGAAAGAGGGUACCUCAGCUAAUUUCAACAUCCACUUCGGAAUUUGGUUCCAAGCAGCACUGAUCCAGUCCAUAAUCUGGGGGAUGGGGGGGACAUUAUCCUCGGACGAUUCCAGAAACAAGUUGGACGGAUUUUGCGGCUCAAUUUGGGGCAAAAGACCAGCGGAGAUCAAUCAACCCGACAUAGGUCUCCCCGAGGGUCUGAUCCAGGACCAUAAUUACGUCUUCAAAGCUGCUGGUGCCUGGAAAUCCUGGCCGGAGAUCAUGAAGAAUUCUAUAGACUUUUUCAUUGACUUCAAGUUCAUCCCAACUGCCAAUACAACUCGACUGACGUCCAUCUUCGAGAGCCACAUCAGACACAAAAUUCCGUUCAUCAUCUGCGGAAAUGCAUCAAUCGGCAAGACCACGAUGAUGCACUUUCUGCUGAAAAAGAAGCUCCCGAAGUACAAUGAAAAGUACUUAUCCAACAUAUUUAAUUUCACCUCGAGGACUCCUGCGCAUCAAGCCCAGAAGAACUUCCUUCUGAAGAUCAAUAGAAUCAUGAAAGGAAGGUAUGCGCCGCAGAAGGACAAGUACUCGAUCAUAUUUAUUGAUGACCUGAACAUGAUGAAAGGAGAUGAUUCUGAUGGAAAUUCAGGAUCAACUUUGGAACUGAUCAGACAGUUAAUGGACCACGGUUAUUGGUUCGGCUGCAGCAAUAAUGAUGAGAAGUUUCAGAAGAUAUUCGUGGAGAACGUAAUGUUCCUUUCGGCUCUGACUCUCCAAAGCAAUAACUCCAAUCACCUCUCGUCACGGCUCAUCAGACACUUCAGUUUGUACUCAAUGAGUUCACCAUCGAAGGAAAACAUCUUCCGGAUCUUCUCAACUUUAUUACUGAACAAUUUGAAGAAGAAUCAGUUCAGCGCUGACGUCAGCUCUAGCGUGAAUUCUAUGGUCCACGCAACGAUGCAGAUAUUCAAUUCGAUUUCGACCAACAAAGAGCUUCGUCCAGUCCCCCUGACCGACUUCAAAUAUCAGUUCAACCUGAGAGACAUUGGAAAAGUCAUCAACGGCUGCAGCUUGAUUCAUCGCGAGUCAGCGGAGACCAAAGUCACAUUGAUUCGUCUCUGGGUCCACGAGUCCCUUCGCGUCUUCGGGGACAGAAUGAUAAGUAGAGAUCAUCAAAACUGGUUGAUUUCCACCAUAAAAGAAGCUAUCAACAUCCACUUCAGCAAGGAGUCCUUCGACUCGAUUUUCGAUCACCUCCCGAAGCAGAACGAUAUGCUGACGGCAGAAUGUUUUGAGAGUCUGAUGUUUUGUAAUUUCAUUGAUACAGGUGAUCACAAGGAAGACUCAACACGUCGUCGAAGAUACGAAGAGGUCACCUGCAGCAAGGAGGUUCUCAGCAAUAAAUUACUCUCCCAUUUGACUCAGUUCAACGAGAAAGUAGAAGACUCCAAGAAGAUGGACAUCAUCAUCUUUUCAGACGUGGUGACCCAUUUGGUGCGUCUCAGCAGGUGCCUCUGCACUCCCUCCGGCAAUUUCCUGAUGCUGUCGAUGAGCGGAGGCUCCACGGGGAGGCGAACCCUCACAAGGUUAUCCUCUUUCACCCAACAAUCCGAAUUCUUCGAGUUGUCUAAUGAUUCCAAUUGGAGAGAAGACUUGAAGAAAGCCGCAAAGUCCAUCGCAGGGAGCGCCAACAACUGUUCCUUCUUUAUUCCAUGUAGAUACCUCAAGCAUGAACACCUGAUGGACAUUAACUGCCUGAUAUCCACGGGGGAAAUCCCGGAUUUGUUCCCCGAGGAUGAUGAGCGUCAAGAGAUCAUCAAAUUCGCAAGGCUACCGGCCCAAAAUGGGGACAGGAACCUCGAGAUCGGGAUCAUCGAGGUCAUGAACUACUUCUACGAACAGUGCCAGGAGAAGCUCCAUUUCGUUCUAUAUGUGAACCUUUUCGAUGAGACAAGAUGUAAAAGAAACAACAAUUACCGAUUACUGAAGUCUUAUCCGAAUAUUCUGAACUUCUGCUUCAUCGAUUGCUUCGAGGACUGGCCGCAAGAGGCCUUCCACCAACUCACCGCGAGAUUCCUCCGAGACCUCGCGGUAAUCAACAGCUUCACAAAGGAGAAGGUGGUCUCGGCGUCCGUCGAUAUCUACAACCACUCGAGGCUCAUCAAACCCAUCAACAAUUACAAGACAACGCCAGGGCCCUACGCCUUCAUCCACAUGAUGAAGCUCUACUCCCAAAUCAUCACAAUGAAACACGAAAAGAUCACGGAGUCUCGUCACAGAUACCAGAUUGGCUUGGAGAAGCUACAGUACGCCGAACAAGAAGUGUCAAAGAUAAAGGCAACUCUAACGGAGCUGAAACCUCAACUGGAAUGGUCAGCAAGACAAACUGAAGAAACGAUGAGGGAAAUCGAAACCGAGAACGUAAUUGUAGAGAACGCAACGAUUCAGGUGAAGCGCGAUGAAGAGAUUGCAAACAGAGCGGCUGAGAUCGCCGCCAUCUUGAAGUCGGAGUGUGAAGCGGAUCUGGCGGUGGCUAUCCCGAUCCUUGAAGACGCCAUCGCAGCGUUGAAUACGCUUAAACCGGCGGACAUCACUUUGGUGAAAGCUAUGAAGAACCCUCCUGACACUGUAAAACUAGUCAUGGCGGCUGUCUGCGUGAUGCUGAAUGUGUCUUCUGACAGGGUGAUUGAUCCCGUCACCGGGAAGAAAUCUAUGGACUACUGGGGGCCGAGCAAGCGAAUUCUCGGGGAGAUGAACUUUCUUCAGAUGCUGAAGGACUACGACAAGGAUAACAUUCCAGCCAGUCUGAUGAUGGUUGUGAAGAAGACCUACAUGACGGACAAGAGCUUCAUGCCUCAUAUCGUAGCUAAAGCUUCGAGUGCUGCUGAGGGCCUCUGCAAGUGGGUCAGGGCGAUGGUGUCCUAUGACGAAGUUGCCAAAAUCGUCGCUCCUAAAAAGGAGAAACUAGCGCUCGCUGAGAAAGAGUGCAACGAGAGUUUGGACUUUCUCAAUCAGAAGCGAAAGACAUUGGCUGAAUUGACGAGAAAGUUAACUGCACUAAACGAAACGUUGAGAGAAACUCUAGCUAGAAAAGUUGAAUUGGAGAGUGAGGUCAAGAGCUGCACGGAGAAGCUAGGAAAAUCUGAGGGGUUGAUUGCGAGUCUAGAUGGAGAGAAGAUCAAGUGGAAUAGGUCAGUGGAUUCCUUGAAGAGUUCAUUGGAGGCUUUAGCGGGAGAUCUCUUAAUCUCUUCCGGAGUCAUCGCUUUUCUAUCUUCGUUCGACGAGGCUCACAGACAUGACACCAUCGAAAAGUGGAAGGAUAUCCUUCAAGAAGAGCGCAUAUCAAUUUCAAAGUCCUACGAUUUUCUGGUCAGUCUAGAGUCCAAGAUCAUCAUCGACUCUUGGAGACUCUCUGGACUCUCCCGGAACAGGUUUUUCGCCGAGAAUGGCGUCAUCAUGAAGAACUCAGUCCUCUGGUGUCUUCUGAUCGACCCUCAGAACCAAGCGAACACCUGGAUUCGGAAGAUGGAGGAGAAGAACAACCUGAGAAUCUUCAAAUCUUCGGAAAUCCGUUUUCCUCGUUGUGUUGAACAGCUUAAGACUUGCGUAGAAGACAGUACCCCUGUUCUACUGGAGAAUUUGAGCAAGAGUUUCAGACCCUCGGACCUGGACAUCAUCUACCAAUUGAAGUCUCGGAACCAGAAUUCAGAGACACAAGGAUUCAGAUUCUACAUGACAACAAGACUUAGUAAUCCUUCGUUCAAUCCUUACAUCCUCAAGAGAACGAAUGUCGUCAACUUUAAUCUGCCUGAGGAUGCCCUCCACGAACAACUGCUUGAUAUCGUGGUGUCUCGCGAGCAGCCCGAGCUCCAGGCCAAGUUCAAUGAUGCGAUCAUCCGAAGUAAUAGGAACAAGCAGAUCCUCCACGAGGAAGAGGAGAACAUUCUUGCGACUCUCUCAUCGACAUCGACCUCAAUGUCAAUCCUCGAGGAUGAGAAGGCGCUGAAGAUGUUGGACACCUCCAAGAAGCUAUCUGUAGAAAUAAUGCGGAAGGAAGAAGCUACCAAAGAAGCGAAGAGAGAAAUCGAGGGGUUCAGGAAGUGCUACAGCAGCUUCACUUCCUUCUCUACUAGUUUAUACAACACCCUGACUUCUCUUGUCGCACUCAAUCUGAUGUAUCAGUUCUCUCUGACGUCUUUCACUCAGCUCUUCAUGAAGUCCAUCGACACCUCCCGGAGGAGCUAUGUUAUUGAGAAACGAUUGAAGUACUUGAAGUGCUCUUUCACUCAGACUCUCCACUCCAGCGUUCGGAAUUCAUUGCUUGAAGAUCAUAAGGUUGUUUAUUCGUUUCUACUAUGUUUGAAGAUGUUAUCGAGUGAUGAGGGUCUUAACAGAGACGAAGUUGAUUGUUUCUUCGAGGAUUUGACGGAUUUUGAUUCCAAAUCGAAAGCUCUUGAUGUUUGGUCAACGUUUUCGUCUGAAAAAUUGAAGAAAUUGGAGGAGCGUUUUCCAAUAUUUGAGGGAAUCGUCAAAAGUCUUAAAGAUAAUAACACCUCGUGGGAAAAAUUCUCAACUGAAGACGAUGAUCUUCCUCCUCCUUGGGCCUCAAAGCUCUCGAUCUUCCAGAAGCUUCUGCUUGUUAAAUUCCUAAAACCAGACAAGCUCCUCCGAAACAUAAGCAAAUUCGUCACCUCCGUGAUGACCCGCUUCGACGUGUCUCCAUCACCCCCAGGCGGACUAUCUCAAUCGUAUUCAGAGUCCACCUGCCUCAUCCCCAUGAUCUUCAUCCUGCCGACAUAUUUAGAGCCCCUCAAGAUGGUUACAGAAUUCGGAAAGAAGUACGGUUACACUUCGAAGAUCUUUACGGUGUCCCUAGGAGGUCCUGAGGACUCUGAUAUCCAGCAUCUCAUCAAAAGCUGCCAGAGGGAGGGUGCCUGGGUUGUGAUCCAAAACUGUCAUCUCGCGGAUGCCUCCACAAUGUUCCUUCUUGAGAAGAUUCACGAGGACAAGAUGACGGGAACGGAUGCUCUCCUGGGGUUCAGGCUCUGGCUGUCAAGCCUUCCGUCCGAUAAUUUCCCCGUGGGAAUUCUUCAGGACGGCAUCAAGAUCACCAGCAGUCCACCGAGAGACCUGAAGGAUUCCCUCAUCAACUGCUAUCAGACCGAUCCGCUCAACAAAAUGGAGUUCUUCUCCAGCUGUCCCGGGAAGGACAAGGUCUUCUCGAAGAUGAUUUAUGGGCUCUGUCUCUUCCAUUCGAUCCUCAGGGAGCGGAGCAAGUUCGGGAGACGAGGGUGGAACGCUAUUUACGAGUUUCUCCCCGCGGAUUUCAAUAUUUCUGUGCGACAGCUCCAGAACUCGGUGAAAAUGGCGGAUUUCGGGGGUGGGGGGAGUGGCCAUUUUGUGGAGGGUAUCUUCCAUCUUGUGGGAAGGUGCAAUUAUGGUGGGAGAGCUGUGCAUUUCGAGGAUGAGAGAUUCAUCUGUGAGGUGCUGAGGGAUUUUUGUAAUGAAAAGGUUGGAGUCAGAAGGAAUUAUGUGGUCUUUGGCGAGAGGGCGGGGUCUGUGCGAAUUCCUGAUAGGUGCGAGUACAAGGAUUUUUUGGGGCAUGUGGAGGCCAUUCAGGACUGUGAUGAGGUCCUCAGGGUUUUUGGCAUGGAUGACGAUGUGGAAGUGCUGAGGGAUCUUUUUGAAGUGGAGAACUUCCUCAAUUCACUACGUGUGAUUAAUGGGAUUGAUAGGGAUUUCGGGCAGGGAAACAAUGGGGUACGAGGGAAUUCUUUGGCGGGAAAAAUUGAAAUUGUCGAGGCGGAUUUACUUGGAAUGAUUAACGUCGAGGAUCUGAUGGGGAGAAUUAAAAAAGAUGUAGCAAAGGAUUUGCAUGAUAGAUUUUUCUGUCCGCUGUAUAAAUCCAUAAACCAAAGGGACUUGAUCAAUUUCUCUGGUGAUGUAGAGAAUUUCAUAGACAGAAUUGAAUUGGAAUCUGAUUUUUCUGGUAGUUUUUGGGUGAAACGAGGAACUGCAUUAUUUUGUAACAUUUAUUAA
Diachasma alloeum is the source of this 7503-nucleotide messenger RNA. RefSeq names its product dynein heavy chain 7, axonemal-like. Gene Ontology annotation, cellular component: dynein complex. Gene Ontology annotation, biological process: microtubule-based movement. Gene Ontology annotation, molecular function: ATP hydrolysis activity; minus-end-directed microtubule motor activity; dynein light intermediate chain binding. The record is from RefSeq and is a predicted model, not a curated record. Lineage: Eukaryota; Metazoa; Arthropoda; Insecta; Hymenoptera; Braconidae. The coding region runs from base 1 to 7503 and encodes 2500 amino acids. The transcript has 3 exons.